This is a messenger RNA of Heterobasidion irregulare TC 32-1, 453 nucleotides long. RefSeq lists its product as uncharacterized. Gene Ontology annotation, cellular component: RNA polymerase III complex. The annotation marks the transcript as partial. Gene Ontology annotation, biological process: DNA-templated transcription. The transcript has 4 exons. Lineage: Eukaryota; Fungi; Basidiomycota; Agaricomycetes; Russulales; Bondarzewiaceae. Gene Ontology annotation, molecular function: single-stranded DNA binding. The record is from RefSeq and is a predicted model, not a curated record.
GCCAUAUACACCCAAGCGCUUUACAAGCUUGUAGUGAGCUCAUAUCUAAAACCAUCUACUCUCCUGUCACACAUUUCCCCACGAGAUAAACGUCUCAAAUACGAAGCUGAGGAAAAGGCCAAGAUAUCGGGGUUCCCCACAGCGAAAGAGCUGCGCCAGUCAAAAGAAACAGCAGAGGCACGUCUAAAACGAGAAGAAGAAGAGGCCGAGAAGGUCGGCUUGAAACGGAAAGCAAAAGAUCAGUUGCGCAAGUCCUCCAAGGACAGCGUGUAUUUCCGAGUGAACUACGAGAAAUUUAACAUUCACAUACGGAAUAAGUUAAUAGAGGCCGCCGCAAGAGAGCGCUUUAACGACAGUGCUGCACUAGUUGUGCGCGCUGCCCUCAAGUCAACAGAAAGCAAGCAAAAGUCCGUUCUGGAUCUACGAUCAGGUAUGUCACGACCCCUAGUCUGA